AUGCCCGCCUUGGAACUGGGACAGUCCAUCCCGCCAGACACUGCUCAUGCAGUGAGCGUUCAGCUUCCUACGUGGAAGGCAAAUGUCGGCUAUGAAGAGGGAGAAUCAUGGGUCGUCGAUAAGAUGACCACCGGCUAUCCCAGAUUCUUCAUUCAUAAGAGCAUUGUAGCCUUGGCUGAAGAUCUAAUUGCCCAGCAUGGCCCUUCGGGCCAGAAAGCCAUGUUGUUUCCCACCCCUCGUAUUGCGAGAAGGUGUCUGGCCUUUGUAAAGAAACACGCAGAUGCCUCAAUUUCUGCCGAUGCCACCGUCAUUGAUUUCGGACUCGACAUGACCAAGGAUGUUUCACCGCUCUUGCGCUCUCUGUCACCCACUGUCUCUGCUGUGGUGUAUGCCCCCGAGGUGUUCCCCUUUGCCAAGCAGUACUGGCAGCAUACAGGAGACGGAAUCUCAAGCCGAAGGGCCGAGUUCUGUCACGGCCUAUUGAAGGAGGGCCUCUUUGUUCCCGUGGCAAGGCCUAACUCGCCAGUGGGAAAAGCCCACAGGGGUCCGAAGAGAUACCACCGCCCAUCUUCCAUCGACGAUACCAAGACGGCUCACCACCCAGCGGCCAAGGUGAACCCCCAGAGUGCGUUUGAAACGCAAGAAAGCCUGCGCUUCCUCGAGGAACGCUUUGGCCGUAACCUCGACCUGUCCCUUGUCGAGCGCGCCAGGUCGGCCAUCAAGCGUAGAAUUGCGGGCGCCAUGGCUGCCGACAUGGAGGCCAGCAUCAGCUCACUGCCUCCCAUGGGAGAAAACGCCAGAAACCAGAAGGACCUGCAAGAGAGCGACGUAUACCUAUUUCCCUGUGGCAUGAAUGCCAUCUACAACGCACACCGGGCCAUGCUGCGCGCUAGGGGUGAUCUCCAAUCUGUCAACUUUGGCUUCCCCUACGUCGAUACGCUCAAGAUCCUGCAAAAGUUUGGUCCUGGUUGUCUCUUCUAUGGGCGCGCUUCAGAGGAGGACCUUGACGAUCUCGAAAAGCGCCUGGAGAGUGGCGAGCGCUUCCUGGCGCUCUUUUGUGAAUUUCCCGGCAAUCCUCUCCUAACCUGCCCCAACUUGGCGCGGAUCCGUACCCUUGCAGACAAGUAUGAUUUCGGCGUCGUUGUGGACGAGACCAUCGGCAGCUUCAUCAACAUUGACGUACUACAAUACGCAGACAUAGUCGUAAGCAGUCUGACCAAGAUAUUCUCGGGCGACUGCAACGUCAUGGGUGGCAGUGCUAUCCUGAACCCAAGCGGCAAGUACUAUCAGGCCCUCAAGGGUGCUUGGGUCGAGGACCUGGAAGACACGUACUGGCCAGAGGACGUCGUUUUCAUGGAGCGGAACAGUCGCGACUUUGCAUCGCGUAUUGAGCGCAUCAACGAGAGUUCCGAGACCAUUUGCGACAUCCUCUCGGCUCACCCGCUGGUGAAAUGUGUUUACUACCCGAGAGUCAAUCCGACUAGACCCAACUACGAUCUCUGUAAAUUGCCCGGUGGGGGUUAUGGCGGGCUUCUGUCCGUUACGUUUCACAAGACGGCUCACGCCAUUGCGUUCUUCGACGCCAUUGAGACAGCCAAGGGGCCGAGUCUGGGUACGAACUUUACUCUGACGUCGCCCUAUGUACUGCUGGCGCAUUACCAAGAGCUUGACUGGGCUGCCGGUCUAGGUGUUGAUCCGGACCUCAUUCGCGUCAGUGUCGGCCUAGAGGAGACGGAUGAGUUGCAAAAGAUUUUCACCAGUGCUCUUGAAGCGGUCGAAAAAUCCCAAGAUGCUUGA
This is a messenger RNA of Colletotrichum acutatum, 1797 nucleotides long. Its product is annotated as cystathionine gamma-synthase. The record is from RefSeq and is a predicted model, not a curated record. Gene Ontology annotation, biological process: transsulfuration. Gene Ontology annotation, molecular function: cystathionine gamma-synthase activity; pyridoxal phosphate binding. NCBI's taxonomy places the organism in Eukaryota, Fungi, Ascomycota, Sordariomycetes, Glomerellales, Glomerellaceae. Bases 1 to 1797 code for a protein of 598 amino acids. The transcript is spliced from 3 exons.